AGUGACGGCUGCUGAGGGGAAAGGGGGAAAACGAGGAGUGAGUGAAAAUUAACGUAUUCAAAUCAGGCGAGACAGGGACGGAAGAAAGAAGUGUGGCUCCCAUCCGAACAAAUGGAGGAAGAGAAAGGCGAGCAGAUGAAACCUCUCCUAACCACAGGUAAUGAUGAUGAAGCUGUAGUGGACUUGGGGAAGACGAGCUCCAACAUCCACACUAACUUUGAGAAGGAGGAGCUUGAAAGUCACAGAGCCGUGUAUGUCGGGGUCCACGUCCCUUUGGGGCGACAGAGCAGGAGACGACAUCGACAUCGAGGACACAGACACCGCAAACGGAGAGACAGAGGCUCUGACCGUGAGGACGGACGAGAGUCCCCCACAUACGACACUCCCUCUCAGCGGGUUCAGUUUAUUCUGGGUACUGAGGAUGAUGAUGAAGAACACAUUCCACAUGACCUGUUCACUGAGCUGGACGAGCUCCACUUCCUCGAUGGAGAGAUGUAUGAGUGGAAGGAGAUGGCCAGGUGGCUGAAGUUUGAGGAGGAUGUGGAGGAUGGAGGUGAGAGAUGGAGUAAGCCGUAUGUAGCCACUCUCUCACUCCACAGCCUGUUUGAGCUCCGCAGCUGCAUCAUGAACGGCACGGUGCUGCUGGACAUGAGAGCUAACACCAUCGACGAGAUCGCAGACAUGAUCAUCGAUAGCAUGGUGGCGUCCAAUCAGCUGGACGAGUCUCUGAAGGAGAAGGUUCGAGAGGCCAUGCUGAAGCGGCACCAUCACCAGAGUGAGAAGAAGCUGAGCAACCGCAUCCCACUUGUGCGCUCUUUCGCCGAUAUAGGCAAGAAACACUCGGACCCGCACUUACUUGACCGGAAUGGUCUCAUGGUGUCUCCACACUCUGCUCCCGGGAAUCUGGAGAACAGUAAACCCAGUGAGAGUCGGAUGAACGGAGGGAGCAGAGAGAACAGCACCGUGGACUUCAGUAAGGUGGACAUGAACUUCAUGAAGAAGAUCCCCCCCGGUGCCGAGGCGUCCAAUGUGCUGGUCGGUGAAGUUGACUUUCUAGAUCGGCCAAUCAUCGCCUUCGUCCGUCUCUCACCUGCUGUCCUUCUCACCGGCCUCACUGAGGUCCCAGUCCCCACAAGGUUCCUGUUUUUGCUGCUCGGGCCAUUUGGUAAAGGUUCUCAGUACCACGAGAUUGGCCGCUCCAUUGCCACACUGAUGACUGAUGAGAUUUUCCAUGACGUUGCGUAUAAGGCUAAAGACAGGAAUGACUUGCUCUCCGGGAUCGAUGAGUUUCUGGACCAGGUGACGGUUCUCCCGCCGGGCGAGUGGGACCCCACCAUCCGCAUAGAACCACCUAAAAAUGUCCCGUCUCAGGAGAAAAGGAAGAUGCCGGUGCCGAAUGGCUCUGCCCCUCUGUCUGAGGUCAUCAAAGAGGAGGAGCAUCACACAGGACCAGAACUGAAGAGAACAGGACGGAUAUUUGGAGGUCUGAUGUUGGAUGUGAAGAGGAAAGCUCCAUUUUAUUGGAGUGACCUGCGUGAUGCGUUCAGUCUGCAGUGUCUGGCCUCAGUCUUGUUCCUGUACUGCGCCUGCAUGUCUCCGGUCAUCACAUUUGGUGGCCUGCUGGGAGAAAUCACCAAGAACAACAUUAGUGCUAUUGAGUCCUUAUUCGGAGCUUCUCUGACCGGAGUGGCGUACUCUCUCUUUGCUGGUCAGCCCCUCACGAUUCUGGGCAGCACCGGUCCAGUUCUGGUGUUUGAGAAAAUCCUCUUCAAGUUCUGCAGUGAUUACGGCCUGUCCUACCUCCCCCUGCGCACCAGUAUCGGUCUGUGGACAGCGUUCCUGUGUGUUGUGUUGGUUGCGACAGACGCGAGCUCUCUGGUGUGUUACAUCACCCGGUUCACAGAGGAAGCCUUCGCCGCUCUCAUCUGCAUCAUCUUCAUCUAUGAGGCUCUGGAGAAGCUCUUCCACCUGGGGGAAAUGUUCCCCAUCAACAUGCACAAUGAUCUGGACAACCUGACCUUCUACAGGUGUCAGUGUUCUCCACCCUUGAAUAUUACACCUGAACUCACAAACUUGUGGAAUCAGAGUGACUUCACUCCUGACUCCAUCAAAUGGAAUGAACUGGACGUGUCCAUGUGUAAAAAGCUGCGGGGUGUGUUUGUGGGUGCAGCGUGCAGUGACCACGGCCCAUUCAUCCCCGAUGUCUUGUUCUGGUCCAUCAUCCUCUUCUUCACCACCUUCUUCCUCUCCGCCUUCCUCAAACAGUUCAGAACCAAACGCUACUUUCCCACCAGGGUUCGCUCUACCAUCAGUGAUUUUGCGGUUUUUCUCACCAUUAUGUUCAUGGUGCUGCUGGAUUACCUGGUGGGGAUUCCAUCACCCAAACUCAAUGUUCCUGACACCUUUGAGCCCACCUCUAAAGGCCGUGGUUGGUGGAUGACUCCAUUGGGUUCCAAUCCCUGGUGGACGAUGUUAGCAGCGGUGAUUCCUGCUCUGCUCUGUACCAUCCUCAUCUUCAUGGACCAGCAGAUCACCGCUGUCAUCAUCAACCGCAAAGAGCACAAGCUCAAGAAAGGCUGUGGGUAUCACCUGGACCUGCUGGUGGUGGCGGUGAUGCUGGGUGUGUGCUCUCUGAUGGGUUUGCCGUGGUUUGUAGCUGCCACCGUUCUCUCCAUCUCCCAUGUGAACUCUCUGAAGGUGGAGUCUCAGUGCUCCGCCCCAGGGGAACAGCCCAAAUUCCUGGGAAUCAGAGAGCAGAGAGUUACUGGCUUCAUGAUCUUCAUCCUCAUGGGCUUAUCCGUCUUCAUGACCUCCGUGCUCAAGUUUAUUCCCAUGCCAGUGCUGUAUGGAGUUUUCCUCUACAUGGGCGUGUCAUCUCUUAAAGGUAUCCAGUUUUUUGACCGCAUUAAGCUGUUUGGGAUGCCCGCUAAGCACCAGCCUGAUCUCAUCUACCUGCGCUACGUUCCUCUGUGGAAGGUCCACAUAUUCACCUUCGUACAGCUCACCUGCCUCGUGCUGCUCUGGGUCAUCAAAGCCUCGGCCGCCGCCGUGGUCUUCCCCAUGAUGGUCCUGGCUCUGGUGUUUGUGAGGAAGCUCCUAGAUUUCUGCUUUACAAAGCGAGAGCUCAGUUGGCUGGACGACUUGAUGCCAGAGAGCAAGAAGAAAAAGGAGGAUGACAAGAAGAAGCUCGCCAAAGAGGAGGCAGAGCGCAUGCUGGAGGUUCAGGUGAUGGAUUACGACAGCGACAAUCUGCUCAGCAUCAAAGCCCUCAGCACUGACCCUUCUGUGGUUAACAUUACUGAUGAAAUGGCCAAAACCAGCAUGUGGAAAGCUGUGAACUCCGACCCCUCCAAAGGGCCCAAAUAUAGGGAAAGUGAUAAAAGCCCUAGUAUUAAAAUCACAGUGGACAAGGCGGAUGUGGGGACGCUUGUGGACACGGAGACAUCGCUAUGAGGACAAGAAGAGCAGAACCUCAGAGAGAGAGAAGAGUUUCUCACAGCGAAGGCCAAAUGAGUUCAGGAGGAAACAUGCUGCUCUGUUUUAUCAUCACACACACACACACACACACACACACACACACAGUACCGUGGUUAAAUCUAAUCAGUGUGUAGUGACUCUAUUAUUCUGUGAGGUACGUUAUCACACCCUCGAGCUCCACACUCACCACUCCUGUUUUUAUUAUUAUUAUUUAUUUUAAAGGUAAGUGUUAAACGCGAGAUGUUCUGCUGUGGGUUUAGAGGUGUGUGUUGGAAUUUAGCAUCGCAGCUCCAUCACAUUACACAGCAAACACUCAUCCCCUGAUCCUCUCAUCCCCUCAUUUACUCAUCCCCUGACCACUCAUCCCCUCAUUUACUCAUCCCCUGACCACUCGUCCCCUGACCACUCAUCCCCUGAUCCCCUGACCACUCAUCCCCUGACCACUCAUCCCCUGAUCCCCUGACCACUCAUCCCCUGAUCCCCUGACCACUCAUCCCCUGAUCCCCUGACCACUCAUCCCCUGAUCCCCUGACCACUCAUCCCCUGACCACUCAUCCCCUGAUCCCCUGACCACUCAUCCCCUGAUCCCCUGACCACUCAUCCCCUGAUCCCCUGACCACUCAUCCCCUGAUCCCCUGACCACUCAUCCCCUGAUCCCCUGACCACUCAUCCCCUGAUCCCCUGACCACUCAUCCCCUGACCACUCAUCCCCUGACCCCCUGAUCCCCUGACCACUCAUCCCCUGAUCCCCUGACCACUCAUCCCCUGACCACUCAUCCCCUGAUCCCCUGACCACUCAUCCCCUGACCACUCAUCCCCUGAUCCCCUGACCACUCAUCCCCUGACCACUCAUACCCUGACCACUCAUCCCCUGAUCCCCUGACCACUCAUCCCCUGACCACUCAUCCCCUGAAACCCUGACCACUCAUCCCCUGACCCCCUGAACCCCUGACCACUCAUCCCCUGAUUCCCUGACCACUCAUCCCCUGACCCCCUGAUCCCCUGACCACUCAUCCCCUGACCACUCAUCCCCUGAUCCCCUGACCACUCAUCCCCUGACCCCCUGAUCCCCUGACCACUCAUCCCCUGAUCCCCUGUGUUCACACUUUAUUUCCCUUAAAGCUUUUUAUUUUUCUGUUAUAAUGUCCGUUUGUGUUUUUGAGACUGUUAAACAGUAUAAAGCUGAAAGGUGGUGUUUACAGAGUGUGUGUGUGUCGCAUCCUGUUUACAUAAAACUUCAUGUAUUCCUGUGUGUGUGUGUGUGUGUGUGUGUGUGUGUGCGCGCUGAAGUUAUUCCAUAUCACCGUAUACUUGUUAAAACUCUGGAUCCUUCACGGUUCUUCACUUGUCCCUCUGAGAGAAGGUUUAAAGUUUCUACAGCCAGAUCCUCAGUGCAGCUCCAGGAGAAUAAGAACCUCUAAAGAACCUUUAAUGAUCCACUGAAGCCCUGAAAGAACCCUGUGGUUCCAGUAAAACCAGUGUAACUAAGCGAUCAUCUGGAGCUGAGACUUGCACCGUAACACACUGUAGAUCUGAGAGGGUUUUAACUCAAACAUCAGCCAUUCUUCUCUUCCAAAAAAGACUUCUGAUAGGAAGACAACCUUCUCUGAGAGGAGUGAGAGGAACCCUGAAGUGUCCAGUGUGGUUCCUGGGCAGAACCCAGUGUUAGUGCUAAUGUGAGAGCGUUGUGAUGUCUCACACGUCUGAUCCAGCGCUCCACUUCCUGUAAAUGUUUACUGUGUGUUCAGGAUCGGAGUAACUCUACUCGUUAGCGCCCCCACAGGACAGUCGCGUGGAUGCUGCACUUACACCAGAGUGGGACUGCUUUCUCUCUCUCUCUCUCUCUCUCUCUCUCUCUCUCUCUCUCUCUCUCUCUCUCUUUCUUUCUCUUUCUUUCUUUUUUAAAGAAAGAUAAUUGUUACAGAACACAUUGUGCCUGGUAUUUCUCUCUCUCUCUCUCUCUCUCUCUCUCUCUAUAUAUAUAUAUAUAAACCCAAAGUAAUAGGUCCUGACUUUUUUUGUAGUUUUUUAUUCAUGUGUUUUUUUUAGGCUGCUCAGUUUGAAACUGUUCAUUAAGUUAUUAGAUUUGAUUAAUGAAGUAUUUAAAGUUUUAUUUUAGCUUAGAAUCAAAUUUAAUUUGAGAUUCCUGAUCAUUUUCUCCCAGUGGUUGUGUGUUUAGUGUUCCGUGUCUCAGCCGGGACGCAGCACUCAUCCUGUCUUCCUUCUGAAGAUUCAGAACAAGUAUUUUGACUCCACACUGCUGCAGGUUUUCUCUCCGAUCCUCUGGGAAGCUGCUGCUUUCACUUCAGCUCUUAGAUUGUUGUCGCCUUCAGCAGACUGUUUAUAAAAGUGUACAGUAAAACUGGAUUAUUCACACAGAGUUGUUUUUGUAAAAGCUCUAAAAAUUGUUCAGUAAAAGCAGACACAUUGUUAGUGUGUGUGUUGA
Molecule: messenger RNA, 5923 nt
Organism: Hemibagrus wyckioides
Lineage: Eukaryota; Metazoa; Chordata; Actinopteri; Siluriformes; Bagridae
Gene: slc4a7
Product: solute carrier family 4 member 7
Exons: 25
Coding region: 112-3453 (1113 amino acids)
Biological process (GO): transmembrane transport; monoatomic anion transport; regulation of intracellular pH
Cellular component (GO): basolateral plasma membrane; apical plasma membrane; plasma membrane
Molecular function (GO): monoatomic anion transmembrane transporter activity; sodium:bicarbonate symporter activity; solute:inorganic anion antiporter activity
Source: RefSeq, a predicted model, not a curated record